Rotaria socialis is the source of this 1002-nucleotide messenger RNA. Lineage: Eukaryota; Metazoa; Rotifera; Eurotatoria; Philodinida; Philodinidae. The record is from the annotation of a GenBank genome assembly.
AUGACCCGCGAUGAAAGAGAAGCACUUUCACAACGCAUUUGUCACUUCUAUCUUGAUUCUUCGAAUCGAUCCGUUAAAACUACGGUAAAUUAUUUUACGAAACAAAAUAUUCCACCAAGAACCAUAUAUUAUGUAUUAAAUAAGUAUUUCAAAUAUGGAACAACCAAAGAUCGACGACGAACAGGGCGCCCAUUGAAAUUAACCACUGAACAUAUACAGAACCUUGUCAAAUCUGUCAACAAUCGAUGUGGUCUUAGCCAACGUAAAAUGGCACGACGCUUUCAAGUACACCAGUCAACUAUUUCACGGAAUCUACGAAGACGAACAGCAGUCGUUAUUAGAAAACGUCGGAAGGCUCCAAAAAUGGACAACAAAGAACAAGAAAAUCGAGCACGAAAAAACUGGAAAAUUAUAUCGCCAGUUGUUGAACGUGGGAACAAUGUCUGUGGUAAUCGAUAUUUUUAUUCUACUGAUCCAAGCAGUGCUCCUCCUAACAUUAAAUUUCAAGGAAAAAAGAAAUUUGAACCAAAAGUAAUGAUUUGGAUGGCUUGUUCUUCGAAAGGUAUUUCUGAUAUAUACGUUCACAGAAGCAAGCAAGCUAUUGAUCAACACACAUACCUUAAAGAAUGCAUUAAUAAGAGACUACUUGCUUUUAUAGAAAGGUAUCAUAAUGAUGGAAAUUAUCUCUUCUGGCCCGACUUGGCCAAUGCUCAUUAUGCAAAAGUAGUACAGACACGUUUAAACGAGAAAAAUGUACUGUAUGUUCGUCGCCAAGAUAAUCCUCCAAAUGUACCUCAAGCUCGUCCAAUUGAAUAUAUUUGGGCUCAACUUGAACGAAAGAUCUAUGAAAAUAAUUGGGAAGCAAAAAAUGUGAAUACAUUGAUUCGGAGGAUCAGGCAAAAGGUAAAGGAACUGGAUCGAAUAGCGUUGCAAACUAUGAUUCGGGGUACUCCAAUGAAACUUCGGGCUAUGUGGCGAAAUGGAUUAUAUUCAGUUUGCUAA